Messenger RNA from Hypomesus transpacificus, 594 nucleotides. It is a transcript of the gene lsm8, whose product is annotated as LSM8 homolog, U6 small nuclear RNA associated. NCBI's taxonomy places the organism in Eukaryota, Metazoa, Chordata, Actinopteri, Osmeriformes, Osmeridae. Gene Ontology annotation, cellular component: precatalytic spliceosome; U6 snRNP; U4/U6 x U5 tri-snRNP complex. The transcript is spliced from 4 exons. The record is from RefSeq and is a predicted model, not a curated record. The coding region runs from base 129 to 419 and encodes 96 amino acids. Gene Ontology annotation, biological process: mRNA splicing, via spliceosome. Gene Ontology annotation, molecular function: RNA binding.
CAAUCCUCUGGCAAGGUCUGGUUGCCGUAAGUCCUGCGUGUCGAUGCAAGAGCGGAUACCUGUUUUCAUCUGUUGUUUCUGCUAAACCACCCCCGCCGGAUUUGAACGUAGCGUACCGUUCAUUAAACAUGUCGACUGCCCUUGAGACCUACAUCAACCGCACGGUUGCAAUCAUCACCUCUGACGGACGCAUGAUUGUAGGCACGCUGAAGGGCUUCGACCAGACAAUUAACCUGAUUCUGGACGAGAGCCACGAGCGAGUAUUCAGCUCCUCUCAGGGCGUGGAGCAGGUGGUGUUGGGCCUUUACAUUGUCAGGGGAGACAACGUGGCUGUGAUUGGAGAGAUUGACGAGGAGACAGACUCCAAUCUGGACCUGGGCAACAUCAGAGCAGAGCCCCUGAACUCAGUAGCCCACUAACCUGUCCCUGCCACUACGCUGUAUGUAUGUGUGUGUGCGUGUGUGCGUGUGUGCGUGCGUGUGUGAUGCUGAGAGUUCCACUUUCUCUGUCCCCCCUCUCCCUCACCUUUCAUCUCUCUGAGGUCAGACUCAUGAGGCUGUUUAGUUGUUUUUUGUAUUAAAAACUAUAAACGGA